Molecule: messenger RNA, 1443 nt
Organism: Mugil cephalus (flathead mullet)
Lineage: Eukaryota; Metazoa; Chordata; Actinopteri; Mugiliformes; Mugilidae
Product: claudin-18-like
Exons: 5
Coding region: 139-912 (257 amino acids)
Biological process (GO): cell adhesion; bicellular tight junction assembly
Cellular component (GO): bicellular tight junction; plasma membrane
Molecular function (GO): structural molecule activity
Source: RefSeq, a predicted model, not a curated record
CAUUGCUGAAGUCCUUCUUGACUUCACACCUGCCGAUAUCACAGUCAGACACGGAGCUGCAGCUCUAAGGACGGGUCGCAACCAAGAGUUUCUGGCUUUAGUUGUUGUUGUUUCCAGCGGCGGACAAAAGACGGCAUCAUGGCAGCCACCCUGUGUCAGGUGAUGGGCUUCGUCCUGAGUUUGCUAGGGGUCGCGGGAAUAAUCGCCGCGACGGGGAUGGACCAGUGGGCCACAGAAGACCUCUUUGACAACGUCGUGACGGCCGUGUACUCGUACUCAGGCCUGUGGCGGUCCUGCGUUCGGCAGAGCUCCGGCUUCACAGAAUGCCGACCGUAUUUCACCAUUCUGGGCCUUCCAGCUCUGCUCCAAGCCGUCCGGGCCUUGAUGAUCGUCGGCAUUGUUCUGGGAGCCAUCGGCUGUCUUAUUGCCAUAUUCGCCCUGAAGUGCUUGAAAAUGGGGAACAUGGAGGACAACAUCAAAGCCACGAUGACCCUGACAGCCGGGAUCAUGUUUCUCCUGGCAGGUGUCUGUGGCAUUGCCGGAGUGUCGACUUUCGCAAACUUGAUUGUGCAGAGUUUUCGGUUCACGACGUAUGCUGACGGUGGGUUUAACAUGUACGGAGGAGCAAACGUUGGCGGACUAACCGGAUCUCUGACUCCAAGGUACACAUUUGGCCCCGCUCUUUUUGUGGGUUGGAUCGGUGGAGCAGUCUUGGCCAUUGGAGGUGUCAUGAUGUGCCUGGCCUGUCGUGGAAUGAAACAAGACAAACCGCAGAGGUAUGAUGGGAUGGCCUACAAAGCCGCCUCUCAGCACACAACGUACAGGCAGGACACCAGACCCCGAACGCAAUACAAUGACUCCUACAAAGCCCAGAGUGUGGACGGGAGGAACCAGAGAUUUGACUACGUGUAAUAGUCUUGUGAAUACCUCUUUUAUACUCUGCAGUUGUGUGAUGAGUUUCUCUGCUCUUUUAGCCUACGUUCAUGGAAAGAGGGUUUGUUUUUCUCCCGCCUUUAAUUUGGUGGAAACAUUUUGUAUGUGUGUGUUUUUUUUAAAUACCAUCAUGUAAUCAUAGUUGUCAAAUGCUGUUGUGUGAUUUGUGCUGUUUCGUGACUGUCAAAAAUGUCUGUAUUUUUCCUAAUACUAAAUACAACAACACGACAUGUUUAACAGAAUAAGAUUCAAGAUGUUCAUUGUUGUAUGCACAGUAAAAACAGCUGUUUAUACCAUAAAAUGAAAGGCCCCCUUACUAACAACAGCAAAGAAAUAAAAGAACCUACAAAGAAUGAAUAUAAAGACCAGAAGAUAAAAAUAAUGACUAAUUGUCAGUCUUAUGGAAGAAGAUAAUAGCCAAUGUAAAUAAGUCAUCUGUCUUUAUCGACAGAAAUCUGAAAUUAAAGUGUGAAUACUGAAAAAAGUAAUAAAAAAAACAAUUGCUAAAAA